Messenger RNA from Micropterus dolomieu (smallmouth bass), 2696 nucleotides. Its product is annotated as V-set and immunoglobulin domain-containing protein 10-like 2. The record is from RefSeq and is a predicted model, not a curated record. Bases 1 to 2583 code for a protein of 860 amino acids. Gene Ontology annotation, molecular function: protein binding. The transcript is spliced from 12 exons. Lineage: Eukaryota; Metazoa; Chordata; Actinopteri; Centrarchiformes; Centrarchidae.
AUGGUGGCCCAAUUACUAGGGCUGGCCUUUCUAUUUCUACCUACCAACCUGGUCACCUUUACUACAUAUGGCAUGUCUGUGUAUCCUCUCCCUCCUCCAGCGGUGCAGAUCGAUAACAACAAAGGGGAGGUGGUGUACCAGGACACCAGUGUGUAUGGGGUGGUGGGAAAAGCGGUAAUCCUUGAGUGCGGUACCACCUUACCUGACAUGUACAUAUGGAGCUUCACCAAGCCCGGUACUGAAGCUAUAAAAGCUGUGGUGUAUGAUUUGGGGUACGGGCCGAAGCUCCAGAAGCUGGCCGAGACACUCGGACAGCUGACAGUCAUCUCAAACAGUGCAGCUGUGAGCAUUGAGAAACUGCCUCUGGCUGCUCAUGGCCUCUUCACCUGCCAGGCCUUCUAUGACAUAGAAGUGGAGCCCAAAGUCUACUACUACUACGUGCACCUCACUGUCCGAGUUCCCGUCAGUAAACCUUACCUCUUGAUCAGUGACGCAUCACCAGUGGAAGGAUCUACAAUGUGGAUGCGCUGCAAUCUGGACAAUGGGACUGGACCGAUCCAGUAUGUGUGGCAGCAUGAAACACGCAGUGGCAACAUCUCAACCUUUGCACAGGGCAACACCAGCGUUGUGAACAUAACCGACAUCAACCGUGACCACACAGGCUGGUACCGCUGUGUGGCCAGCAACGCCGUCAACAGCGAGACCUCCAAUCGGUUAUGGCUGGACAUCAUCUUUGGCCCGGACAUUCCUCAGAUAGACGUGACUCCGUACAGUCUGACAGAGCGGGGAUACUCGGCCCUGGAGAGAGAGACUGUUUCUUUAAUGUGUCAGGCCCAGUCCAACCCGGUCAGUCAGUACGUCUGGUUCUACAAUAACUCCCAGGUCUUCACCGGGCCGCAGUUCACCAUCAUCAAGAUCCUCCGCAUGCACACCGGCGACUACACUUGCUUGGCACAGAACACCUACCUCAACACCCGCUCCAAAAAAACCAUCAGCCUGACUGUCUACUACCCGCCCGAUGGCUCCCCCUCCUGUUCUGUGGAGCCUGCUCUGAAUUACACCUCUCUGAGAUUGCUCUGCUCCUGGUCCGGUGGAUUCCCUUCACCCUCCCUUAAAUGGACCGGAGACCUGAAAGGAGUGGGACAAGACGAGGCAGGCGCAGGGCAACAAACAAAUCCACUGACUAACACUGCCAUUGUGCUGCCAUCUGAAGACGUGACUAUCAACAACAGCUUGUUUACAUGCACGGGCUCCCACGUGGCACUCAAACAAUCGACAGAGUGCAGCACACGCACAUAUAUUCCCCUUGCAGAGCCAGUGUGUUUUGCCUAUGUGACUAACAACAACCAGUAUCUGAUGCUGUCCUGCUCCUGGGAUGGAGGGGCCCCGAAAGCCUUGGUGUGGUGGGAAGGCCCGGGAGGCCAAGGCAAAGGUGGGGAAGAAAACUCCAACAUCCUGAUCAUUCGCUCUGGCACCGCCCCCAGCGGGAAACCCUACACCUGCUAUGCUAAGCAUCCACUUCUGGGCCAAACCAAGACCUGCAGGCUCACACUGGAGGCUCCUGUAUUGCUGACACAGCGCAGAGUUGUGUCUGUAUACGAGGGGAGUGAUGUCCAGCUCACCUGCAACCUGAGAACCAACUACCUUCCUGUCAGUGAAAUCAGCUGGUUUAAUAAUCGGGGAGUGGAUGUCCAAGGCACCUCGAAGUACACACUGCUGCGAACAUCUGCAUGGGCCAAUCUGACUGUGAGAGACACACGUGAGACUCAAGACAGCGGCGAGUACAGGUGCUCCACUUCCAACGCAGUGGGAGGAACUGAAAUCAAUGUCACUUUAGUGGUCAAGAGGUACCCAAUGCCACCCAAUACAACCCUGGUCAAGACAAAGUACAACAGCCGACAGCGUAACGAGGUGGACCUGGAGUGGCAGGUACAGAACGAGACAGAUGGAGGUUGGACAGGUUUCAUCCUGGAGCACAUAUGGGUGUCAGAGCGACCAGGAAGGAGAGGCAGCAGCAAUGAUUCAAAGGUGACGAUCAGCCCACCAGUCUGGUACAGUAACAUCAUCGAGGACCCAGACAUCAGGAGUCAUACAGUAGGGAGUCUGAUACCGACUGCUACCUACCGGUUCCGCAUCACACCUGUGAACCACCGCACCAUCGGACACCCCUCUGCAGCAAAGACUCCAGCGGAACCACGCUACAAUUUGUACCCUGCUGUGAUUGGAGCAGUUAUAGGCGGAAUGCUCUUUGCAGCCAUCCUCACAGCGCUGCUGUUUGUGUUCAUAAUUCGCAAUCGCAACAACAAUCCUCGACUACAUGACAUGUUGUUUGGUUUGCAGCACAGCCAGUCGAGGGAAAACAUCAACAUCCCAGAGGAUGAAGUAGUAGGCGGCUCAGAGGGAGGAGUAGAGGAGAUUGGUGGAUUAUCCAGUCCAGGUCCGACCAUGGCUAUACCCCGGGCAUCUUCACCCCUCACCACCUCACCUGGGAGUGCCAUUCCCACUACCAGCCAAGCCCCUCCCCCUGGAGAUGACAAUGAACCCGUCAGCGUCACAAUCACCGUCAACGUUACAGACCCAUAGUCAUCAGACUCAUUCAGUUAUAAUGUAACCUGGAAUUGUUGUUUUUGUAGACAGUAGAUAGUUUGCACAAGCAUUACAGUGACUUUGAUCUCAAUUCAACUACAAUAGUCAUU